This is a messenger RNA of Harmonia axyridis, 1442 nucleotides long. RefSeq names its product transmembrane reductase CYB561D2-like. Bases 423 to 1109 code for a protein of 228 amino acids. NCBI's taxonomy places the organism in Eukaryota, Metazoa, Arthropoda, Insecta, Coleoptera, Coccinellidae. The transcript has 3 exons. The record is from RefSeq and is a predicted model, not a curated record. Gene Ontology annotation, molecular function: transmembrane monodehydroascorbate reductase activity.
CGUCUCGCGUUCGCGUGUCACAUUUGCUUUAUGUGUUUGACAUGAUUAUAUCAUCUGAUAUUACAGUUAUUAGAUUACCGGAUCUUUGAAAUGUCCAGAUUAUUUUGUUGACAUUAUUGAAUGCUCAAUUUAACAUAGCAUGAUAAGUAUUAUGAACAUAUAAUGAGUUGAUAAAGAACAAAUUCAAUUAAUAGUUGAAUACGAUUUCUUAGAUAAGUGUCCUUGAAAUUGAUGAAUAAUGCUGUGGCUAGAAAGUUUUUUUGCAGCAUUAGGAAACUACGUCCGGAAUCCGGAUUGUAAUUCAGAGAAAUCGCUCCGUAAUUCAUCUGAGUACAUGUCUGUUGAUUUUAGAUAAAAGAUAAUUAGUUUCGGUUGCUACUCAAUUUUUAUUCCCAGUGUUUAGAAUACGGUUAUAUUUUGGAAUGGGGAAAGAGAUGAAGAAACAAAAAGUUAAAAGAAAUGAAAAUGAGGGGUUCUCCAAUUUGAUACAAUUCUUCCAAAUUAUAUUUGUAUUAUUAAUUCUUUAUUUAAUAGCCAUAAGUGAAUUAGUUAUAAUGAACGUUCAUGUGUUCUUUUCAAAUAUAGGAUGGAUGCUGAUGAUGGUUCAAGGCUUAUUAGUAUUCCGAGGGAUCAAUCCAAUACUAAGGAAAUUCUUAGGAAAAGACACCGUUUUCAUCCAUUGGGUUAUAGAAACAAUUGCUUUGAUUGGUGCAACCAUGGGAUUCAUUUGUGCGUAUCAAGAUAAAGUGAAUAAAAACAAGGAACAUUUCAUCACAUGGCACGGAAUCUUCGGUCUUACAGGAUUCUCUUUCUCCAUAUUGAGUGGUAUAAACGGCAUUCCUACUUUGUAUAGGAAGGAAUUGAAGAACUAUAUUUCACCAAAAUUGAACAAAUUUGUCCACAUCUUAACUGGCACAAUAGGGUUCUUAUUUGGCGGGCUUUCCUUGAUAAUGGCCUGCUAUACGAAGUGGUUCGCUAUGAGGACCACACACAGUUUAAUUAGUUUUUGUAUAGCAAUAUUUUUAGUAGUCAAUGUCGUAAUUUAUACACUACUCAGACCUUUUAACAAAGUUCAGAGCAAUUGGAAAAAAUUAACAUCCAAAGAAUGAAUACAUUCAAAUUAUUACAAACAAGUAUUAUUUCCACAAGAGACUUGUCGAAAAACAAGUGCAUAAGAAUAAAAGAAAGGAAUUAUGUAAUUUCUUAAAUUCAAGAUUUAUAAAUAUAAAAUAUAAGUGAAAUCAAUGUAAAGCUACUCCGCAAAAUGUAUGUACAUGUCUGACUUUCUCACGUUUGUUUAAUUAACCAAUGAGGAGCUCUAGUCAAAUUCGAGUUAUCGAUAAUCCGACCUUGACUCUUGACUCUGAUUGGCCUGUCAAGUUCGAUGUUUUCAGAUUUGUGUUUGUGACAGUUAAACAUCUAAUAUAAACAAUUCUACCGAA